Molecule: messenger RNA, 3321 nt
Organism: Knipowitschia caucasica
Lineage: Eukaryota; Metazoa; Chordata; Actinopteri; Gobiiformes; Gobiidae
Source: the annotation of a GenBank genome assembly
AUGACGUGUGCCAGAUCUGUGGUUCUGUACGUGUUGGAGAGAUCUGUGGUUCUGUACGUGUUGGAGAGAUCUGUGGUUCUGUACGUGUUGGAGAGAUCUGUGGUUCUGUACGUGUUGGAGAGAUCUGUGGUUCUGUACGUGUUGGAGAGAUCUGUGGUUCUGUACGUGUUGGAGAGAUCUGUGGUUCUGUACGUGUUGGAGAGAUCUGUGGUUCUGUACGUGUUGGAGAGAUCUGUGGUUCUGUACGUGUUGGAGAGAUCUGUGGUUCUGUACGUGUUAGAGAGAUCUGUGGUUCUGUACGUGUUGGAGAGCUCUGUGGUUCUGUACGUGUUGGAGAGAUCUGUGGUUCUGUACGUGUUGGAGAGAUCUGUGGUUCUGUACGCGUUGGAGAGAUCUGUGGUUCUGUACGUGUUGGAAAGAUCUGUGGUUCUGUACGUGUUGGAGAGAUCUGUGGUUCUGUACGUGUUGGAGAGAUCUGUGGUUCUGUACGUGUUGGAGAGAUCUGUGGUUCUGUACGUGUUGGAGAGAUCUGUGGUUCUAUCUGUGGUUCUGUACGUGUUGGAGAGAUCUGUGGUUCUGUACGUGUUGGAGAGAUCUGUGGUUCUGUACGUGUUGGAGAGAUCUGUGGUUCUGUACGUGUUGGAGAGAUCUGUGGUUCUGUACGUGUUAGAGAGAUCUGUGGUUCUGUACGUGUUGGAGUCAUCUGUGGUUCUGUACGUGUUGGAGAGAUCUGUGGUUCUGUACGCGUUGGAGAGAUCUGUGGUUCUGUACGUGUUGGAGAUAUCUGUGGUUCUGUACGUGUUGGAGAUAUCUGUGGUUCUGUACGUGUUGGAGAGAUCUGUGGUUCUGUACGUGUUGGAGAGAUCUGUGGUUCUGUACGUGUUGGAGAGAUCUGUGGUUCUGUACGUGUUGGAGAUAUCUGUGGUUCUGUACGCGUUGGAGAGAUCUGUGGUUCUGUACGUGUUGGAGAGAUCUGUGGUUCUGUACGUGUUGGAGAUAUCUGUGGUUCUGUACGCGUUGGAGAGAUCUGUGGUUCUGUACGCGUUGGAGAGAUCUGUGGUUCUGUACGUGUUGGAGAGAUCUGUGGUUCUGUAUGCGUUGGAGAUAUCUGUGGUUCUGUACGUGUUGGAGAGAUCUGUGGUUCUGUACGUGUUGGAGAGAUCCGUGGUUCUGUAUGCGUUGGAGAUAUCUGUGGUUCUGUACGUGUUGGAGAGAUCUGUGGUUCUGUACGUGUUGGAGAGAUCUGUGGUUCUGUACGUGUUGGAGAGCUCUGUGGUUCUGUACGUGUUGAAGAGAUCUGUGGUUCUGUACGUGUUGGAGAGAUCUGUGGUUCUGUACGUGUUGGAGAGAUCUGUGGUUCUGUACGUGUUGGAGAGAUCUGUGGUUCUGUACGCGUUGGAGAGAUCUGUGGUUCUGUAUGCGUUGGAGAGAUUUGUGGUUCUGUACGCGUUGGAGAUAUCUGUGGUUCUGUACGUGUUGGAGAGAUCUGUGGUUCUGUACGUGUUGGAGAGAUCUGUGGUUCUGUACGUGUUGGAGAGAUCUGUGGUUCUGUACGUGUUGGAGAGAUCUGUGGUUCUGUACGUGUUGGAGAGAUCUGUGGUUCUGUGUGUGUUGGAGAGAUCUGUGGUUCUGUACGUGUUGGAGAGAUCUGUGGUUCUGUACGUGUUGGAGAGAUCUGUGGUUCUGUACGUGUUGGAGAGCUCUGUGGUUCUGUACGUGUUGGUGAGAUCUGUGGUUCUGUACGUGUUGGUGAGAUCUGUGGUUCUGUACGUGUUGGAGAGCUCUGUGGUUCUGUACGUGUUGGAGAGCUCUGUGGUUCUGUACGUGUUGGAGAGAUCUGUGGUUCUGUACGUGUUGGAGAGAUCUGUGGUUCUGUACGUGUUGGAGAGAUCUGUGGUUCUGUACGUGUUGGAGAGAUCUGUGGUUCUGUACGUGUUGGAGAGAUCUGUGGUUCUGUACGUGUUGGAGAGAUCUGUGGUUCUGUACGUGUUGGAGAGAUCUGUGGUUCUGUACGUGUUGGAGAGAUCUGUGGUUCUGUACGUGUUGGAGAGAUCUGUGGUUCUGUACGUGUUGGAGAGAUCUGUGGUUCUGUACGUGUUGGAGAGAUCUGUGGUUCUGUACGUGUUGGAGAGAUCUGUGGUUCUAUCUGUGGUUCUGUACGUGUUGGAGAGAUCCGUGGUUCUGUAUGCGUUGGAGAGAUGUGUGGUUCUGUACGUGUUGGAGAGCUCUGUGGUUCUGUACGUGUUGGAGAGAUCUGUGGUUCUGUACGUGUUGGAGAUAUCUGUGGUUCUGUACGUGUUGGAGAGAUCUGUGGUUCUGUACGUGUUGGAGAGAUCUGUGGUUCUGUACGUGUUGGAGAGCUCUGUGGUUCUGUACGUGUUGGAGAGAUCUGUGGUUCUGUACGUGUUGGAGAUAUCUGUGGUUCUGUACGUGUUGGAGAGAUCUGUGGUUCUGUACGUGUUGGAGAGAUCUGUGGUUCUGUACGUGUUGGAGAGAUCUGUGGUUCUGUACGUGUUGGAGAGCUCUGUGGUUCUGUACGUGUUGGAGAGAUCUGUGGUUCUGUACGUGUUGGAGAUAUCUGUGGUUCUGUACGUGUUGGAGAGAUCUGUGGUUCUGUACGUGUUGGAGAGAUCUGUGGUUCUGUACGUGUUGGAGAGAUCUGUGGUUCUGUACGUGUUGGAGAGAUCUGUGGUUCUAGCUCUCUCAGGACAGAGCUCUCUCAGGACAGAGCUCUCUCAGGACAGAGCUCUCUCAGGACAGAGCUCUCUCAGGACAGAGCUCUCUCAGGACAGAGCUCUCUCAGGACAGAGCUCUCUCAGGACAGAGCUCUCUCAGGACAGAGCGCUCUCAGGACAGAGCUCUCUCAGGACAGAGCUCUCUCAGGACAGAGCUCUCUCAGGACAGAGCGCUCUCAGGACAGAGCUCUCUCAGGACAGAGCUCUCUCAGGACAGAGCUCUCUCAGGAUAGAGCUCUCUCAGGACAGAGCGCUCUCAGGACAGAGCUCUCUCAGGACAGAGCUCUCUCAGGACAGAGCUCUCUCAGGACAGAGCUCUCUCAGGACAGAGCUCUCUCAGGACAGAGCGCUCUCAGGACAGAGCUCUCUCAGGACAGAGCUCUCUCAGGACAGAGCUCUCUCAGGACAGAGCUCUCUCAGGACAGAGCUCUCUCAGGACAGAGCUCUCUCAGGACAGAGCUCUCUCAGGACAGAGCUCUCUCAGGACAGAGCUCUCUCAGGACAGAGCUCUCUCAGGACAGAGCUCUCUCAGGACAGAGCUCUCUCAGGACAGAGCGCUCUCAGGCCUCCGGGAGAGCGGCUCUGA